Molecule: messenger RNA, 2403 nt
Organism: Acanthamoeba castellanii str. Neff
Lineage: Eukaryota; Discosea; Longamoebia; Acanthamoebidae
Product: AlphaN-acetylglucosaminidase (NAGLU)
Exons: 19
Coding region: 1-2403 (800 amino acids)
Source: RefSeq, a predicted model, not a curated record
AUGGCGAGACGCGGCUUUGCAGUGAGUGUGCGCACCGCGGCCAUCCUCGCGCUCCUGGUGGUUGCCGCAUGGGCCGGCACCACUGGUGCGACCUCUGUGGUCGACCCGCAGGUGGAAGCGCACGUGGACUCGUUCGACUUUGGGCUGGUGCCGCCCCAGCCCCACUCGGGCAACGACCUCUUCCAGCUGCUCCCCACCCACACCGUCAAUGGUAGUGGGGUGGCGCUGGCGUCGGGUCUCUACUGGUACCUCAAGUACUACUGCAAUGCCUCCGUCACCUGGGGCGAGAACGGCACCGGCGACAACCUGGUGCUGCCCGACCCGCUGCCGCAGGUGGCGACGGCGGUGGUGAUGAACGCGCCGGUGCGGUGGCGGUACUACCUCAACGUGUGCACCGUCUCCUACUCCUCCGCGUGGUGGAACUGGACUCGCUGGGAGCGCGAAAUUGAUUGGAUGGCGCUGCACGGCAUCAAUCUGCCCUUGGCAUUCACCGGCCAGGAGCUGGUGUGGACCGAGGUCUGGAAGGCGUUCGGGCUCACCGACGCCGAGAUCGAGGAGUUCUACACCGGACCGGCAUUCCUCGCCUGGAAUCGAAUGGGCAACGUGCAGAGCUGGGGUGGGCCGCUCACCAAGAGCUGGCGCGAAGGCCAAGCGGAGCUCCAGAAGAAGAUCGUUCAGGGAGUUUGGAAUGAAGAACGUGCUGUCAGCGUUCGCUGGGCACGUGCCGCCGGACUGAAGCGGGUCUACCCGCACGCCAACAUCACGCUGUCGCCCACGUGGGCUCACUUCACCGAUCCCUACCGCGUGUGGCUGCUGGACCCCUUCGACCCCAUCUUCCAGAAGAUCGGCACGGCCUUCAUCGACGCGCAGACGCGUGUGUACGGAACGGAUCACAUCUACAAUGCCGACACGUUCAACGAGCUCGACCCUCCUUCGGCCGACCCCACCUACCUGGCUGCUGCGAGCAAUGCCGUAUACCAGGGUAUGGCCGCUGCGGACCCCAAGGCGCUUUGGCUCAUGCAGGGCUGGCUCUUCCGGAGCGUCUGGUGGAGCAACGACCGCAUCAAGGCGUACUUGUCCGGCGUCAAGAACGACAACAUGCUCAUCUUGGACCUCUACGCCGAGGUGGACCCCAUCUGGAGCAAGACCGAGUCCUACUUUGGCAAGCCGUUCGUGUGGUGUAUGCUGCACGAUUUUGGAGGCAACCGCGACCUUUACGGCAAUCUCACCCACAUCGCCACGGCCCCUGUGGACGCUCGCACGGCGCCGGGCAGCACCAUGGUGGGGACUGGGCUGACGAUGGAGGCCAUCGAGCAGAACCCGGUCAUCUACGAACUGAUGUCAGAAAUGGGCUGGAGGUCCGCACACGUGGAUGUCGACGAUUGGCUGGAUCACUAUGUGAGCUUCCGCUACGGCGCUGACAGUCCGAGCGCCAAGAAAGCCUGGCGCCUGCUUCACCAGUCAGCCUAUCAAAAUCCAGUGAUCAUGCGGAGCAUCUACACGUUUGUGCCCAACCGCCACGUGAGCAGGAAUCACCACUACAGCCCCGAUGUGCUCGUGGAGGCCUGGGGCCUGCUGCUCCAGAGCCGACUCGAGCUGCCCAACCCGGCCCAACCCAACGGCCCCUGGGAGUACGACCUGGUCGACGUCACCAGGCAGGUGCUGGACAAUCUGUUCCAUGACGCUUAUGGCCUGCUGGACGGCGCCUACGAUGCCUACGUUGCAACGCGCCGGGACCCCUUCAACCAGGUCAAGACCAUCGGCGCCGCGCUGAUCCAGAUCUUGAGCGACAUCGACACAGUUCUGGCCACCAACCAAAACUACCUCCUCGGCGUGUGGACGGAGAGAGCGAGGUCGUGGGCCACCAACGAAGAGGAGAAACGCCUCUACGAGUUCAACGCACGCAACCAGAUCACGCUAUGGGGUCCCAACGGGGAGAUCAACGACUACGCUAGCAAGGAGUGGGCUGGCCUGGUGGGCACCUACUACCGGCCGCGGUGGCAGAUCUUCGUCGCCUACCUCUUCGACUCCAUAGCGAAGGGCACCGUGAUCGACCCCAACAAAUACGCCGCAGAUCUGCUCCUGUGGGAGCAGCGCUGGAACAAUCAGACCAACGCUUUCCCUUCUCAGGCAACUGGCAACGUAGCGGAGGUGUCCCAAGCGUUGUACGCUCGCUAUGUGAGCGCCGCGGAGUUGAAGCAGCACUUCCAGCGCCUGCCCAACACCGAUGCUCCGGCCAACGACAUCCACCGCCAGCCCCAGACGACGGUGGUGGGCCAGCUGAUGUACCUGUGCUUCCUCGACCCGGCGUGCCAGGGCUUCAACUCCAACGGCCACCUCAAGUCCUCCGUCGCCUCCACCAUCACCUCCGCCGACGUCGACCUUUACAUUCGCUCGCGUUGA